This is a messenger RNA of Capsella rubella, 872 nucleotides long. RefSeq lists its product as uncharacterized. The transcript is spliced from 3 exons. The record is from RefSeq and is a predicted model, not a curated record. Bases 1 to 834 code for a protein of 277 amino acids. Lineage: Eukaryota; Viridiplantae; Streptophyta; Magnoliopsida; Brassicales; Brassicaceae.
AUGGCAAGAUCGCUCAAGAAAUCAGUCAAGUUAAGCCUAAGACAUGUCCGAGUCCGUUCUUCAACCAUCAGGUUUAAACCAGACUCUAUUUCCAUAGAAAGAGAUCAGAGAAUCGAGUUUCUCGGGGGAGACAGGGGCACUGGGGAUGAAGGAAAUGAUGAUGGCGACAGCAGCAGCGAGUAUGAAGAGUUUGAAGAGGAGGAAGAAGGGGAAGAAGAGGCACAAGAUGAUGGCAUGAGCGUUGUGAUCAGCGGUGACAAAAGUGAACGUGAAGAGACAGAAGCCGUGGUUGAAGCGGCAGAGGCGGAGAUCACUGAGGCCGGGAAUAGGGUGAUGGUGGUGGUGGAUAAAGUAAUUGCAUCAACCGGAGCUCUUGAAUGGGCUUUGAAACAUACAUUACAAUCACAAGACUAUCUUUUUCUCUUGUAUUUCUCCAAACCCUUUCGAAAAGGCAAAAGAAAGAACCGGAGACGUGAAGUAAAGACGGAUGAACUCGUCCAUACUCUAAAGAAACUAUGCCAAACCAAGCGACCCGGGAUAGAGGUUGAGAUAAGAAGGCUAGAAGGAAAAGAGAAGGAGAAAGGAGAGAAGAUAGUGGAAGAAGCUAAAGAACAACAAGUGAGUCUCUUAGUGGUCGGAGAAGAGAAGAAACCACCGGUUUGGAGAUUGUUGACGAGAUGGGGAUGGAAGAAACGAAGAGGCCGAGCAGGAGUUCUCAAGUAUUGCCUAGAGAAGGCUUCAUGUAUGACCAUUGCGGUUAAACCAAAGAACCGUAAGCUUGGCGGUUACCUGAUCACAACCAAACGUCACAAGAACUUUUGGCUCUUAGCUUGAAUUUAUUCUGGUCAAAGCCCUUUUAGGUGAUUUUUUGU